Rhopilema esculentum is the source of this 3351-nucleotide messenger RNA. RefSeq names its product presequence protease, mitochondrial. NCBI's taxonomy places the organism in Eukaryota, Metazoa, Cnidaria, Scyphozoa, Rhizostomeae, Rhizostomatidae. Gene Ontology annotation, molecular function: metalloendopeptidase activity; metal ion binding. The record is from RefSeq and is a predicted model, not a curated record. Gene Ontology annotation, biological process: protein processing. Gene Ontology annotation, cellular component: mitochondrial matrix.
GGCUUCGGGGCUUUUUGAUCAAUGUUUUUGACUCGCUAUGGCCCUGUCCUGACUCGGUUUGAAGACGAGACGAGUUCUGCGAAUCUGGUUAUUGACCAUGCUUGCAUAUUCGAUGCCUAGUCAUGUUGUUUUUUAGAAUAUGAUGCAACUCUCUGUUGGGAUAUUUCAGACUGCCAGUUACUGAUUCGAAAGGAAGAUCUACGUGGAGCUGAAAUGUUAAAGCUGCUUUCGAGACACAAGUUACCGUGGCCAAAAGCCGGCCUAAGGUCUCUCUCAAAUGGGAAGAACGUCAAUGUUCUUGCAGAAGCAAGACAAUUCAAGGAAGGGGAUUCCGUUCACGGAUAUAAAGUCGUUCAGAAUGAAGACAUCCCUGAUUUUCACAUGGUGGCUGUGAAGCUGAAACAUGAGAGAACUGGGGCUGAACAUCUUCACAUCGCAAGGGAUGACCAAAAUAAUGUAUUCAGUGUCACAUUUCGAACGACACCAAUGGACAGUACUGGGGUUCCCCAUAUUUUGGAGCACACUACUCUCUGUGGCUCAAAGAAAUUCCCAUGCAGAGAUCCAUUCUUCAAAAUGCUGAACAGGUCACUAUCAACAUUCAUGAAUGCAUGGACAGCAAGCGACUACACCAUGUACCCAUUUUCAACACAAAAUGGGACCGAUUACUCGAACCUUAUGUCUGUUUACCUGGAUGCAGUCUUUUUCCCAAAUCUGCGAGAGCUUGAUUUCCUACAAGAAGGUUGGAGGCUUGAGAACGAAAAAGUCGAUGACCCAAGCUCCCCUUUGGUUUUCAAAGGUGUGGUUUUCAAUGAAAUGAAGGGCGCCUUUUCAAAUCCCGAGAGCCUUUUCGCGACUCACUACCAAAACCUGUUGCUGCCAAGUCAUACCUAUGGUUAUGUCAGCGGUGGAGACCCGUUAGUGAUUCCUGAACUGACGUGGGCACAGCUGAAGGAUUUUCAUCGAACACAUUACCAUCCAAGCAACUCAAAGUUUUACACUUACGGAGACCUUCCGUUGGAGAAGCAUUUGCAACAGAUCAACGAUCAGUCAUUGAAUUCCUUUGAAAAACUGGUUGUUGAUACAAAGAUUAUAAACGAACCAAGGUGGAGUGAGCCAAGAAGAGCGGAGGUCUUCUGCCCACCAGACAACCUCGCAGCUGAUGCUGAAAAACAAACAACUAUCUCAGUUGGUUAUCUUUUGGACAGCACGACCGACCCAUUUAAAGCGUUUACGAUGGGAAUUCUAUCAACUUUGUUGGCCAGUGGACCGAAUUCACCAUUCUAUCAAGCACUGAUCAAGCCGAACAUUGGAUCAGGAUACUCGCCCGUCGUUGGCGUGGACACAAGCACAAAAGAUGCAACCUUUGGCGUUGGUCUGCAGGGCGUGAGUAAAAAAGAUGUCCCAAAGAUUUUGGAUAUCAUAAAGACAACAUUCGAAGACGUUGCAGGUAAAGGUUUUGAAGAUGAAAGAAUACAGUCGAUUUUACACCGAGUAGAAUUGGCUCAGAAACACCAGACAAGCAGUUUUGGUCUUGGAGUUAUAUCUUCCUUAAUGUCAAGUUGGAACCAUGAUGCAGAGCCAAUUUCAAUGCUAAGAGUUGAUGAGCAAGUGGAGAAUUUCCGUAAUGCCCUCAGUAGUGACAAAGAAUUUCUUCAAAAGAUGGUCCAGGAAUAUUUUUUGGAAAACACACACCAGCUUACCUUGGAAAUGAAUCCAAAGGAGGAUUAUAUUGAACUGAACGAAAAAAGAGAAGCAGAAAUUCUAGAAUCAAAAGUGAAAAAGCUGACAGAUGAGGACAAAAAGAUUAUUUUCGAGAAAUCACUGGAGUUAGAGCAGCAACAAAACUUAGUCGAUGACCUUUCUUGUCUACCAAAAAUGCUGGUCAAAGACAUCGACAAGCAAGCCAAAAGAGUCGAUGUCGAUAUUGAGUAUGGAGGUAACAAUAUCCCAAUUCAGAUUUGUGAACAACCCACGAAUGGAGUUUGUUAUUUCAGAGCAAUAGCCGAUGCAUCUGCCCUUCCUGAAAAUUUGAAACAAUAUCUGCCGCUUUUUUGUAGCAUUAUUACAAAAAUGGGUGCUGGUUCAAUGAAUUACGAGCAGCUAGCUCAAGAAGUUGAGAUGUACACCGGGGGCCUUUCAGUUGGCCCCCAUAUCGUUCCCCAUCAUACAGACCAAGACAAGUUCGAACUUGGCGUGAUGUUUGGAUCAAAAUGCUUGGACAGGAAUAUUCCCAGGAUGUUCUCUCUUUGGCAAGACAUUCUUAAUGAACCUAACCUAAAGAACUUAGACCGACUUCGGACCCUUAUCAACUCGAUUGCAUCCGACCUGGCAAUGUCAGUAGCUGACUCUGGGCAUGCGUAUGCGAUGGCAGUUGCAGCCAGCCAACUAACACCGGUUGCUAAAUACAGCGAGCUUUUCGGCGGAAUGUCUCAGGUAUGGUUCAUGAGAAACCUCGCUGAAAUGGAUGAUUUGGAACAGGUUUCAAACAGCCUUAUUGAAAUUGCCUCGUAUAUACUAAAUGCAAACGACCUUAGAUGUUCUUUAAACGUUACGGCCGAGUCUCGUGGACUAGCUUCAAAUGCCCUGAACGCACUCGCUGCAGAUGUAAAUACUUUAGGGACAGAUGAAAUCGAAUUUGAUCAAAUGCCACAUUUCGCUGCAAAGAAGAGCAAAACAUUCAUUCCGAUGCCCUUCCCUGUUAACUACGUCAGUCGAUGCAUGAGGACGGUUCCCUACACUCACCAAGAUAGCGCCUCCCUUCAAAUUCUUGGAAAACUUCUCUCAGCGAAGUAUCUCCACCGUGAAAUCAGAGAGAAAGGGGGUGCCUACGGAGGAGGAGCGAGACACGGUGGAAGCACGUUCUCCUUCUUUUCGUACAGAGACCCGAAUUCUACAAAAACCUUGAAAGCCUUUGACGAAUCAAUCCAAUGGGCUGUCAACAGCAAUUUUACAGAUGAAGACAUUGAAGAGGCAAAGCUGUCAGUUUUUGCUUCAAUCGAUAGUCCAGUGUCUCCUGGAAACAAAGGCAUUACGCUUUUCUCCCAGCGUAUAACUCACGAGAUGCGUCAGCAAUUUAGAGAUAGAUUAUUUCAAGUAAAUCGAGAUGGUAUCCUCGACGUAGCCAAAAAAUAUUUAGCCUCAGAUGAUACUGUCGAUUCAAUGGCUGUUAUUGGGCCUGAAAACACCGAAUUUGAACAAGAUGAGUCUUGGGAGAAGAAAACAGGUUUAUGAUAGUUGUAGUUUUUAGUGCUAAAUUCAACGAUUGUUAUAUAUAUUUUGACUUUUUUUGUUCAAAUUGAUGUUCCGUAAUGCUAAAUUGAAAUUUGUGAAUGAAAAACUUUGCUAAGUAAA